GGGACCUCACUUGCACCGAGGAUCCGCGCUGCGCCCCAGUCGGUGGUGAGCCGGCAGCGAUGGCUGCGCAGAAGUCAGCUCCUGCUGAGGCUGUGCCCACACCUUCUCCAGAAACACAGGCAACAGAAGCAGCUCCUGCCUAUGUGUUGCGAGCGGACAUUGGAACGGAGCACACAGGGCUCCCCUGCCCACCCAAGCGGAAGUCCUGGCUGGGUCAGCAUUUCUCCAUGCUGCUUAGGCGAGACCGGCAGGCCCAGAAGGCGGGGCAACUCUUCUCAGGGCUCCUGGCACUCAAUGUGGUGUUCCUGGGUGGGGCCUUCAUCUGCAGCACGAUCUUCAACAAUGUGGCUGUCACUCUGGGUGACGUGUGGAUCCUGCUGGCCGCCCUGAAAGCUCUCUCCCUGUUCUGGCUCCUGUACUAUGUGGCGGGCACCACACGGCGGCCCCAUGCAGUGCUGUACCGUGACCCUCAUGCUGGACCCAUUUGGGUGCGGGGCUCCCUGGUGCUCUUCGGCAGCUGUACCAUCUGCCUGAAUGUGUUCCGCAUUGGCUAUGACGUGAGCCACAGCCACUGCAAGUCAGAAGUGGAACUUGUCUUCCCAGCCAUCGAAAUUGUGUUCAUGAGUGUCCAGACCUGGGUGCUUUGCAAACACUGUAAGGACUGCAUUCAGGUGCAGACCAACUUUACCAGGUGUGGCCUCAUGCUGACCCUGGCCACAAACCUGCUGCUAUGGGUUUUGGCUGUGACCAAUGACUCCAUGCACCGUGAGAUCGAGGCUGAGCUCAACGCCCUCGUGGAGAAAUUCUCAGGUAACGAGACCAACACCUGCCUAUGCCUCAAUGCCACUGUGUGCGAGGUCUUCCGGAAGGGCUACUUGAUGCUCUACCCCUUCAGCACUGAAUACUGCCUCAUCUGCUGUGCAGUUCUCUUUGUCAUGUGGAAGAAUGUGGGCCGCCGCUUGGUAGCCCACUCAGGUGUCCACCCCAACAGACCACCCUUCCGCCUGCACGGGGCCAUCUUCGGGCCACUGCUGGGCCUGCUGGCGCUGGUGGGUGGUGUGUGCGUCUUCGUGCUCUUCCAGAUCGAGGCAAGUGGCCCUGACAUCGGCCGCCAGUACUUUACCCUCUACUAUGCUUUCUACGUGGCCAUCCUGCCCACUAUGAGCCUGGCAUGCCUGGCAGGCACGGCCAUCCAUGGGCUGGAGGAGAGAGAACUGGACACGCUCAAGAACCCCACCCGAAGCCUGGAUGUGGUGCUGCUGAUGGGCGCUGCACUGGGUCAGAUGGGAAUUGCCUACUUCUCCAUAGUGGCCAUCGUGGCCACUCGGCCCCACGAGCUACUCAACCAGCUCAUUCUGGCCUACUCACUGCUGCUCAUCCUGCAGCAUAUCACCCAGAACCUCUUCAUCAUCGAGGGACUGCACCGCCGCCCACUCUGGGAACCCACGCCUGAGGACACAGUGGGGAAGCAGGAGGCUGAGCUGUAUCGCAGGGGCUCCCUGCUGGAGCUGGGCCAGGACCUGCGGCGGGCUUCCAGGGCCUAUAUCCACUCCUACAGUCAUCUCAACUGGAAGCGGAGGAUGCUCAAGGAGAUCUCUCUCUUCCUCAUCCUCUGCAAUAUCACACUGUGGAUGAUGCCCGCAUUUGGCAUACACCCAGAGUUUGAGAACGGGCUGGAAAGGGAUUUCUAUGGCUACCGAACCUGGUUUACCAUCGUCAACUUUGGCCUGCCUCUAGGGGUCUUCUACCGCAUGCACUCUGUUGGGGGGCUGGUGGAGGUCUACCUGGUGGCCUGAGUGCAGGGAACCCAACCACAACACAACUCCCAAAGUGUCAAGGCCGAGAAGGAAGCCUGGAGUACCUGAGCAGAUACAUCAUGUCAAGAAGAGCAGAAACCUGCCUGGGGCUCCCAAAGCUACCUUCCCUCAGCCUGACUGAAAGGAGAGGGUACUGCCUGGAGCUCAAGACCAAGGGCAGCAGAACCCACAUGGCAGCUAAUUAACUCCAGUUCCAGGGGAUCUGACACCCUUCUGGCC
This is a messenger RNA of Nannospalax galili (Upper Galilee mountains blind mole rat), 2036 nucleotides long. RefSeq names its product otopetrin 3 (gene Otop3). Gene Ontology annotation, cellular component: membrane. Gene Ontology annotation, biological process: proton transmembrane transport. The coding region runs from base 60 to 1796 and encodes 578 amino acids. Gene Ontology annotation, molecular function: proton channel activity. The record is from RefSeq and is a predicted model, not a curated record. The transcript has 7 exons. Lineage: Eukaryota; Metazoa; Chordata; Mammalia; Rodentia; Spalacidae.